This is a messenger RNA of Arxiozyma heterogenica, 984 nucleotides long. It is a transcript of the gene RCI37, whose product is annotated as Rci37p. Bases 1 to 984 code for a protein of 327 amino acids. The record is from RefSeq and is a predicted model, not a curated record. The transcript has a single exon. Lineage: Eukaryota; Fungi; Ascomycota; Saccharomycetes; Saccharomycetales; Saccharomycetaceae.
AUGAAUCAAGUAGAUUCUCCAGAGACUAAACACCCAACUCUUCCACAACAUUUAGAUAAACCUUGGUUUAGAGAAGCGUAUAUCGCAGCUAAAAAAUUCCAUGAAAAGGAUAAAGUUCUAGAUUCUCACGAUAGAUUAAAACUUUAUAAUACUUAUAAAAAUAUUACCAGAGCACAAUCCAUUGCUGGGUUUCUAGGGUUUUUAACAGUAUUUGGUUCCCCAUUUAUGUAUAAAUACUAUACCACUCGAAGUAUAAAAAAUGUUAAAGUCCCCAAAAACUUUUUAUUAGGGUUGUUAGCAACCUUUAUCUCUUCAUCCUUAGCUAGUCACAUCUCUUAUAACAAACAAUUGCACAAACUGGAUCCAGAUGGUAAAUUAUCUAGAAAAAACAUAUAUCCACACGAUGAUUUUUUAGAAGAUGAUCCAAACAAAAUUAAAUCAAGGAAUGAGAGACAGUUUGAAAUGCUGACUCUUUUGAAAAAUGGUGGUAGUGCUCGUUGGGCUUCCUAUUUUUAUAUUACUUAUUUACAUCCAGAACGUGCAUUUUCUGAUCCAGAAGAGAAAUUAAAACAACUACAACAAAAUAGUGAUAAACGAAUAUCUGUGUCCCCAUUUAUGCAUCAAAAGGAUCCCAUGGGCCUAUAUACUAAUAAAGGUACAGGCUUUGUUAAUGAUCCUGAAACUUCUAUAAAAGAUGAUAUUACACAUGAUGAAGUUUUUCCAUCUGAUUCAGAUGUUGAUAAACUUUGGGGCACAAAUGAAAAACAACAAUUUAAUCAAAAACAUAUAUCUUCUUGGGAUAGAAUUAGAACUAAAAGUCUUUCUAAUGACAAUCAAUUAGUCAAUAAUUUUGAAGAUAAAUCAACUUCGGAUGAUUUAUUCGAUGAUUUUAAUUAUGAAAAUGAUCAGAUUAUUUCAUAUCCUCAAGAAACAGUUUCACAACGAGAAUUUAAUCAAAUGUUAGAAAAAGAAAGAAAAGGCUAA